GAUAAAAAUAGAUAAUGUAGAUCUCUAGAUAUAGAAUAUAGAUCUAGAUGAAUCUACUUGAUGAAUUUAAAACUUUUGAAAAUCUUAAAGUUAAUUAUGAAUAUAUCAAUAAAUAAAAUUAUAUUGAUCUAACUUUAAAUAAUCUCAGUUUAAAUUUUUUUGUAAGUUGAUGAUCUCUCUACUUAUUUAGCGAUAUUAUUAUUUAGAGGUUAACUUCCGACUUAUCCAACCAAUCAUUGAAGCUGUUACAAGCGAUCAUUGCAGAACUACGUAACUAGUGACCUGUUUAUAACACUAAACAAACUUUGUACAGGGUUAACAGUGUCAACGUACUCGUUGGGUUGUGUUUUUGUUUUUUUUUAGAUCUAUAACAGCUGAUUCGUUAAAAGUAGUGCUACAAGAUAUGUAGAUCUAGAAAACAAUGUAUUUAUUAAAUGGAAAUUAUUUGUACUUUGGAAUCAGUGCUUUCUUUAUUCUAAGUUUAAACGGAUUUAGAUCUUCUACAGCACUAGCAGUGAGUCCUAAAACCACUUCGUCGAGUCGCCGUCUGCUUUCAAAGAAUAGCAAAGAAAGUGAAGAAAACACUGACGUCGAUACGGUUAAAAAUGUUUCAUAUAGUUUUAAUAUUUCUACGUGCUCUGUUCAGAUAGAUGGAAACAAUACAUCUGUAAUAAAUUUGAAAGCAUUAGCGAGAGAAGAUGGGUUUCCUCGAUUUUACACCCAGUUUAAUGUCUCCACUGUUGCUGUUGAUAAAACUUGGGAAUAUUCAUUCAAUCCUUGUUUUCCUGUGAAUCUACCUCCCAAUAAUAUCCAUGCUGUUAAUCUAUAUGGGGAUGGAUGCUACAGUGUUUUGUUGUGUAAACAUGGCUACCAGUCUUCCAGACUCUACUACUUCCCACUGGGCAUUCAUGACCAAGACAAAGUGGAAGUCAAAGUCAAAAAAGAAAACGACACGCCCAUCAUCACAUUAAAAUUUACCGGCAUAAAGUCUAUGAGGUCAUUUAAAAGUCAUGUCAAGCUGAUAUGUGACCGCAAAAGAACAAAUGCUGAUGAUGGGCUUUUCACAGUUGAAAUGGAUAAUGGUCAAAAUAUGAUGAUGGCUGAGCUCCGUCACCUGUGUUGUUGUCCAGGGGCAUGUAGUGCUAAUGGAACUAAUUUGCCUAAGAAAAAAGAUGCGAAAGUUGGUGCAGAUGGAGAGUUGACACUGGUCAUUGUGGGUACAUUGGUCAGCCUGAUACUGUUUGUGGCUCUGAUUGGUGGACUGUGCUAUGUCAAAAGAACACAUCUUCAGUUCUAUUACAAGUUACCUGCCAUCAAUCCUAGUGGUACCAACAAUACCAGUAUUUACCCUUCACUGAAUGGUAAGCCAUCACCCGGCCAGAAGAACUCAGACUUCAGAGACUAUGAGCCUGCAAGUAUCUCCAGUGCCAGAAAGAAGAUGAUCCCAGUGUUGGCUGAUUGCAAAAUUAAGAUGGAGCAUGUGGAGAUGGGACAGAGACUUGGUGGAGGUAUAUUUGGUGACACACACCUGGCCAAAUGGAAUGAGAUGACAGUAACUGUGAAAAGACUGACACUGGCUAUCCAUGAUAACCAGCUGACAUCGGAGACCAUGGAAUGGAUGGAGGAGGAAGUUUGGUUCUUGAGUCGACAGCGCCACAAGAAUAUAGUGUGCAUCCUUGGUUUGUGUCUGAAUGGACGUCUCCCAUUUCUUCUUACUGAGUAUGUAAUAGGUGAAUGUCUCAAAGAUUUUCUCAAAGUCAACGGAAAGUUGUUGACUUGGCCCCAAAGAGUCAGAUUGUGUAGUCAAGUAGCUGAUGGCAUGGCAUUCCUUCAUUCCACUAAACCUCCAAUAAUACACAGAGACCUCCGAUGUGGAAAUUUGUUUUUAUCUGACAACGAUUUAGUAAAGGUAGCUGACUUUGGUUUGACAAAAUUAUUACAGCCGAUGAGAGAGCAGUGUAAUUCUGAUGACUGUGGAUGUCAACGUCAUCUGAGUGCCUGUCCAGCGACAGUCAGAUGGACUGCCCCAGAAAUCCUGACUCACCCAAAGACUAAGGAAGGAGAGAAUGGUAUCAUCAGCACAGCAUGUGAUGUUUACUCUUUUGGUAUGGUGAUGUGGGAACUGGUCCACUGUAAGGAUCCUUUUGAUGAGAUUGGAACAGAGCUUGAGGUGAUAGAAAUUGUGAGAAAUGGUGGCCGCCCUGACACACCUCCAUCUUAUGAAAUGAUGCCACAUUACAAAGAUCUUAUGAAAACUUGCUGGGAUCAAAGGCCAAAUACAAGACCACAAUUUAAACAUGUUGCUGUAAAACUCAAAGAAUUAAUAACAAAUGCAAGAUCUUAUCAGAAACAAGUUAGCAGCAAAUCAAGGACACCAAAGUUAAAUGACGCAAUUGUGCAAGUUUAAAAAACAAAAGCUGAAUGGCUCUUUUGUUCAUGAAUGAAGGAAAAACUGUCACACUAAAAUUGGAGUUAUUAAGAAACUGAGUGACACUGUGCAGGAAAUGUGUUCACUGUGUGAACUUUUCAAGAUCUACUACUCUAACAGUUGUCAACUAUUUUAGUGUUGAGUUACUGCUUCCAAAUGUUACAAUGGAAUUCCUUUAGCUGUCACUGACACCAAACGAAGUUAAAAUAUACUGGAAAUAUUUUCUAAUAUUCUUUGAAAUCACCUCAAGAUUCCACAAUCCAGAACCUGGUGAGCAGAUUUCUCAGUGUGGGAUAUUUGCUUCUCCAGCCAGGCAGAAUUUAAUGCAAGUGAAAAUCCCUAUUCUUCUUGUGUUCAGUAUUUAAAUAUUUUUGUCAAUCAGAUGGUUCAAUGUCAUUUUCUUUCCAAUUAAAAUGUUUAUUUAGCUAAUGAUUUUGAUUAGUUUACAUCAAGUCUUAAGUCCUUUUAAUCAGUUUUUGUAUACGCUUCAUGUUCAAUGUGUAGCAUUGUUACAUGAAAAGAAUUCAAUGAACUAGACCUAUGUCUUUCAUAUUAGUGGUUUUUGAAAUGGUCAGUUACUUAACAAGUAUACCUCGCUAAGCAAGUUUUUUGCCAUCUUGCUAGUGGAAAACUUGUAUUCGUAACAGUGAAUGAUUUUGUAUUGAUUGUCUAAGAUAGAAGAUAGUGUUGUUCCAAUAAGCAGCUGAAGACUUAGUCAGGUAUUAUUGCUGUAUGUAUUCACUCCUGUGGAGCUCUUGUCAAUUAGUUCAUGUACUUAAGUGAUAUGGGGACAAAAAAAUGGCAGAUAAACUUUUUGUUCAUUAAGCUUCAUGCUUUUUGUAUCUGUUCAGAUAUGAAGAUGUUCACUUUUUGUACAUAAAUUUAUUGUAUGUAGACAAGAAUGGAAAAUGCUCAGAAAGAAUUUCUCACAUCCUUGGGUAGAAAGUUUAUUCAAAGAUUCUAGUCCAACACAAACUGUGCAUGUUAAAACAAAUGCAAUAAGUCCUUUGUUUUGACUCUUUGCUGGUGUGUGUGGCUUGACUCAAUCUUUUAUUUUUAAGUUGAAACCAUUGAUCACUUCAGUCAUAUUGUUAUUUCCUUACAUUUAGACAUAGAUUCUAAUUCUGUCAUAGAGCACUGAACACUAUCAGGGAAUAGAAAGAUUAUUUAAUAAACAUAAGCUCUUUUUUUUUUUAAACUAUUUCUACAAUAGUUUACUAUAUAUGUUUAAUUUAUAACAUCUCACAUCUAUACAUUUUUCAAACAUUGACCUUUCCAUAGAGUCAAUUAAAUACAUAAAGCAUAUAUCCAUUAUUGCUUUUUAAGUUUUUAAAUAUAAAUAUUGAAACUAUAUACUGAAUAUUCAUUAGUCAUAUAUUAAGACUUUUUAUAUAUUUUCUAUCAACAAAUAUGUAUCUAUUUUCUUGCAUGGUAUUAAUCAAGAGUGGCUUAUACAUUAUACACAAGCUAAGUACGUAUAUGUUUCAUUUUUAUUCAUGUGUACAUUACAAAGCUUAAAAUAUUCUAUCUUGCAAAAGGACCAUUAUUCCUGGUAUUGUCCAUAUUGUUAUCUUUUGAUGUGAGGAGGGAGGUUCUUCAUAUGUUACAAAGCCUAACUUCUUGUGGUGCAAUACUUCCCCUUUUUUUUUUUUUACUGUUUUCAUGUGCAAUUUUCAAGGCUUAGAAUAUCUUAGAGAAACUAAAUGUGUAAAUAGUAUUUACUGUGUGUCUCAGUAUGUACAAUACUGUUGUUUCUCCAGAGUGAGCAAGAUUGGUGUAAAUGUUAGACUUUCUUAAUAAGUGUUUAGACACCUUUUUAAUUUCCGAUGGCUUAACCUACAACUACAACAUAAUGGAAUUUCCCAAACUGUUAACUUUGCUUAAUAAGGUGUGUCCUCGAGUCUGAAGAUUAAUAAGGAAUGCAGUGUUUCCCCUGGCUACGCAGCCCCAGCUUUGCUUAGUAAGUCUCCAAACAAGUUGGUAAAAUAUGUAUGAAUGGACAUAACUAAACAAAAGCUCAGUCAGCCAAACAAUAGAAGAGAUGCUUACCACAAUCUAGCUUUAAAUGGAUGACUUUGUAAAUAGUAUGAUUCGGGUGUUAAUUGCAUUGUUCUUGUCUGGGUCUAUUGUUUAUAUUUACACUUUCCCAUUAAGUCUGUGUUCAGUCAACUGUUGUUACAUGGUUUGCCAAAAUUAUACAAGUUUUUUAAAAAUUUCCUCAUGUAAUUUUUCUUGUCUGUUAGAUUUGGAUAUUGUUAAUUGUAAUUUAUUUUAAUUCUUUAGAAAUCACAAGUUUCGGGCUUACAUAUUUGAAUGAAUAAUAUGAAACUACUUAGACUGAAUCCAGUAAAUAAUUAUUGUCUAUAGCCAAACAAAAAUAUCUAGCAUUGGGCUUUAAGUAUUAAUUUAAGUUUCAAAAAUAUCAUUUUGUAACUUUGUCUUGUAACUUUUGUUCAAACAUUUUAAUUUAAUGUUUUAUUUGUAACAGCUCUGUGUAUGUUAAGAAGUUAAUGUAAAAUUGGAUA
Biomphalaria glabrata is the source of this 4953-nucleotide messenger RNA. RefSeq names its product tyrosine-protein kinase transmembrane receptor Ror-like. The record is from RefSeq and is a predicted model, not a curated record. Lineage: Eukaryota; Metazoa; Mollusca; Gastropoda; Planorbidae. The transcript is spliced from 14 exons. Bases 422 to 2407 code for a protein of 661 amino acids. Gene Ontology annotation, molecular function: protein tyrosine kinase activity; ATP binding. Gene Ontology annotation, biological process: protein phosphorylation.